Fusarium coffeatum is the source of this 1881-nucleotide messenger RNA. RefSeq lists its product as uncharacterized. Gene Ontology annotation, cellular component: nucleus. The coding region runs from base 1 to 1881 and encodes 626 amino acids. Lineage: Eukaryota; Fungi; Ascomycota; Sordariomycetes; Hypocreales; Nectriaceae. The transcript has 4 exons. Gene Ontology annotation, molecular function: DNA-binding transcription factor activity, RNA polymerase II-specific; zinc ion binding; transcription cis-regulatory region binding. The record is from RefSeq and is a predicted model, not a curated record. Gene Ontology annotation, biological process: positive regulation of transcription by RNA polymerase II.
AUGGCUCCAGGUGGUAGGAAGAAGGGGAAAAAAGUACCUUCUGGUCCAGUUGCCGACAAGCCAUGCCAUAACUGUCGACGCCGAAGGCUUCGCUGUGACCGUUUGCUUCCCCACUGCGCAAAGUGCGAAGCAAAAGGUGUGGAUUGUCUUGGCUACUCUCAAAUCUUCCAGUGGACGGGUGCCGUUGCUUCAAGAGGCAGAUUGGCCGGACAGCAGUCGAGCGCUGCCUUGUACACACCAGCUCGCCCUACCACAGCUCGUUCGAGAGCUUCGCUAUCUUCCGUUUCUUCACUUUCUUCUAACUCUCCAGCCUCCUCCUCCUCUGCUUCCUCCAUUGCUUCACCGUCUGUUCCAUCAUCAUCACCUGCAUUUAUAGCGCCCGCUCUCUCUCAAGUCGACGAGGUUACAGAGACUUCAGAAGCUGAGUCUGAAUCUGGCUCUGAAGUGGACAUAUUCAAUGACAACUACAUCGAUGAUCAAAAUAAUGGUGGUGAUGAUGAUGCAACCCCCCUAGCGAGUGGUGAUACGCAACUCGUCUGUACCACCAACAAUAACUGUCCCCUGGCAUCGGAAACCUCGACCCCGUGGGUGCUCGUCGAUCCCUUGUACCAAGACAUUACGAGCAACCACAGACAGUAUCUCGCUUAUUUUGAUGCGCGGCUCAGUCGAGAUUUUGUAGCCUACGAUGUUCCCGACAACCCGUUUCGAAACCUACUCAAAUUUACUCAGGCCCAACCUCUGCUACGUCAGGUCAUCAUUGCUGCUUCAGCGACGCACAUGUACAACCGCUCGAGGCCAUGGUUGUCUUCGGAGUCGCUGGAGAGGGGGCUAGGUCCGAGAAAUCUGCUGAUGGACGCCCUCGAGGCCAAGCACCAGGUCUUACGGAUGUUACCCUCCGCUUUGCAGAGCAUCGAGUCUAUUGGAGGUGACAUUGUUCUGGCAGCGAUCUUGUUCCUGAUCAAUGUAGAGCUGAUAGAGUCGGGAAAACACAACUGGAAGACCCAUUUUGAUGGCGCUGGAAAGAUCAUGAAGCUGCUGGGACCAGUGUCAGAUAUAGAUGAGAGCUUAAGAGACUACAUUGUAUCUGACUGCUUUAUAUACUAUAUACUGGAGUCAACAUUCAGACCCACGGCAUCAGAUUCCCAUUCAUAUUUCGACUCAUGUGAAGCAUUAAAAAUACUUGGCAAAACAUCAAAUAGCUAUUAUUGCUGCCCACCCGAACUCCUCGAAAUCAUGCUUAUCGCAGCGCGACUAUCUAAUACGAAAAACGAUGAUGUCGUUUCGGCCGAUAUGGUUACCGCUGCCGGAGCAGCAUUAUUAGACCGAGCUCGAAAUUUUGACGUUCUUCCAUGGGCACAAGAUAUCAAUUUCAGCACGAUCACAUUAUCCGACCAGGAUCCAGUAUUAAGUCGUUUUCGAGUAGCGACCUCUCAUCGACUGGCCAUCUGUCUCUACAUUCUACACGCGAUACCAACUGUGGGGGCUUGGGUCGGCGAGGAACUGGCGGACGCAAUAUUCGCGGAGUUGCAUCAAGUGUUGUGUAUGAUCCCCGACGACGACAUCAAUUUGAAGGCGACAACGUGGGUGACCUUUGUCUUUGGAGCGUGCGCCAGAACGCCGGAGAUGAAGGAUUGGGUUACGGUUCAGAUCAAGAAGCUUAUGAUUGAGAGUCCUUGGGGUUUCUUAUACGGUGCUGGGAUUGGGCCGUCAUCUUCAGGGCAGGAGCCGGAGUCACGGCACACCUAUGGCACAUCUGUUGCCAUCUUCCCUCUGGCGUUUGGUUUUGACAUUUGUCAGGCAGCCAACAACGGCAGCUUGGAAAAUGUCUUGGGGGCAUGGGACUACGUGGGUACAAAGUUCAGUCAAUCUGAGUACAGUUAA